AUGGCUUCUCCUCCUCCAUCAAAACUCGAUCGCGAGACGAAUACGCCCUUCCUCCUCAGGCUCUUCUACAGGAACGGUGCAUUUCACAAUCCUUCUGAUUUCUCGCCCACAUCCGAGCUCCCUCCACAUGUACAGAUCUACACCUGGCCAUCGUGUACCCUUCGCGAACUAUCUCACUUGCUCACCUCCGCGCUCCCUUCUCUCCUCCCCGAACCGGCAAUCGGCACGCGACUCUCCUACCGUCUCCUCUACCCCGAUACGCGCAGCACAGGCUCGGGCUCUGCGCCAGGACCCCCAAAAUACGUAACCAAGGAGCUUGGGAGUGUGAUUAUAGGCGAAGGCGGACCGGGGAUCCUGCCAGAUGAGGAGGAGACUGGUAUUGCGAGAGGGGGGCAGAUGACAGGGCCGCUGGGAGGAGAGCCGGAGAAGACGCUGCAGGAUGCGAGGUUUGUGAUUGGGGAUUAUGUGUGCUGUGCUAUUGUGCCGCCGAUGGACAAUGGCCGUGUUGGGCCUCCACCGACUGGGCCUUCGAGGAGUGAUUUUGGGGGUAGGGGUGACUUUGGAGGGAGAGGGAUGGGGCCUCGGGAGAAUGGAUUUGGUGGUGGUGGUGGAUACAGGGGGAGAGGGGGUCUUCGAGGAGGAGGAGGGAAUUUUGGACAAGUCUACGUGCCUUCUGGGGAGUGGCGGAGAGGAGAGCCAGUACCGGAAGGUCCAGCAGGUGGAAGGAGUCGAGGCGGGGGCUUUGGCGGGGGAUUUGGAGGAGGCUUUGGUGGAGGCAAAGGGGGAAGGUAUUGA
Molecule: messenger RNA, 795 nt
Organism: Drepanopeziza brunnea f. sp. 'multigermtubi' MB_m1
Lineage: Eukaryota; Fungi; Ascomycota; Leotiomycetes; Helotiales; Drepanopezizaceae
Source: RefSeq, a predicted model, not a curated record